CAUCCCAUUGGCUGCGAGACAUUUCCAAGUCUGGUCUCCCCGGCUGCUCCUGAUUCAAAGUGUUCACUUCAUCUGUGGCUGAGCGCGGAGACACAGCUCGACAUGCUGAGGAACGGCUUGCACAGAAACGUGUACCAGGGAGAGGAGGCGAGGCUGCGCAGCGGGAGUCUGGCUGUGGCUCGGGAGAGGAAGCACCUUGCUCUGUGCAUUAAUAACCAGGAGGAGGUGAAGAGGUACCAUCGCUACUGCAACCACAGUGGAGGGCAAGCGGUUCCCAGGGUGGAGAGAAGUCGCCCUCGUAGGAGCGAGGGGACGGACGACAACGGCCCCCAUCGCCGUGAGCAGCAGCAGCAGCACCUGGAGAUGAAGGCUAUAGUGAUCCAGCGGGCCUGGCGUGACAGCGUGUCCCGCAGGGGAGGCUCCAAGGAAAACGAGCAGAACCGUCUGGGGAGCCACUGGGGCGGGACGGCGCCGCCGGAGGAGCCCGCGACCAUCGGCGGCAUUUCUGCGGAGCAGCUAAAGACCUUCCAAAGCGGCUUUCAGCAUGUUAAUGGUGAAGGCUUCCAGCUGCAGAGUAAUAUUCUGACCAAGGAUCUCGACAACAACAUCAAUAUCAACAUGCCCCCCGUAGAGACUAAGGUGUUGAUUAUCCAGCGGGCCUGGCGUGACUUCCUCCAGAGACAGGAAGUGGAGAAGAGGAGCCCCUCCCCACCUUCCCUCUCCUCCUCGGACAAGAUGAGCAUGUCCAUCAGCAUGACCACCCUAUCAGACGGCAGCACCCCGGAUUACCGGGAGGAUGGCAUGGACCUGGGGAGCGACGCGUCCAGUCGCUCCAGCUCAGAGUCCAACUCCAACAAGGUCACGCCUUGCUCUCCUUCUCUUGACCUGGCCACUUUGGAAGACUACAAAUCCUCCCCCUCUCUGGACCUGGUCACCUUAGAGGACUAUGAGGAGGAUGAGGACUACCAGGAGUAUAAGAAGAAGGUGAUCGAGGAGUGGGAGAGUGAAUAUGGAGAGGACUACACCUCCCCACAGCCUCCUGGUCAGGAGCAAGGCGGAGGAGGUGUGUUGGGGGACGACGGCCUCGACGAAGGCUACAGGAAGACAGUGAACGGUCGCAGCCUCGCUGAAGAAUUCCAGGAUGUAAAGACGGUCCCACCCCUUCCUGCCCCCAGCGGACGCACUGCCACCUCGGUCGCAGCCGUUCCGGAGGAGCUCAAACAGAACGGCAACCUCAUUCUGCCCCGGCGCCGCCGGCCCCACUCCCCCGGUGCGCCGCAGAGGGACACGGGCACCGCCAAGCUCGGCCACCGCAACCGCGGUCAAGACAGAGGGAGCCGCGGCGGCAGUGGGGGUGGCGGGGAAGGGGGUGGAGGAGGAGGCCAAGGAGGCCACGGAGGGACGGGGGGACAGAUGGGAGGUUACGGAGAGGAGGGGAGCGCGGAGGAGGAACCGCUGCCCACCAUGGACUGGGCGGCACUGGAGAGACACUUGGCCGGGCUGCAGUGCCGUGAGCAGGAGAACCAGAACCUCAACCACAUUCAGAACCACAACAUGGGCAAAACCAACUACACCUCAGCCCAAAAGAAUGAGAGGGAGUCCAUCAGGCAGAAGUUGGCCCUGGGCAGUUUCUUCGACGAUGGACCAGGCAUCUACACCAGCUGCAGCAAGAGCGGCAAGCCCAGCCUUUCCUCGCGGCUGCAGAGCGGCAUGAACCUGCAGAUCUGUUUUGUCAAUGACAGCGGCAGCGACAAGGACAGCGAUGCGGACGACAGCAAGACGGAGACCAGCCUGGACACGCCCCUGUCGCCCAUGUCCAAGCAAAGCUCAUCCUACUCGGACAGGGACACCACGGAGGACGACUCGGAGUCCCUGGAGGACAUGGACUUCCUGAGUCGACAGAAGAAGCUGCAGGCGGAGGCCAAGCUGGCGCUGGCUAUGGCCAAGCCCAUGGCCAAGAUGCAGGUGGAGGUGGAGAAACAGAACCGGAAGAAGUCCCCGGUGGCCGAUCUGCUUCCACACAUGCCUCACAUCAAUGAGUGUCUGAUGAAGAGGAGCCUAAAGCCGACCGACCUGAGAGACAUGACGCUGGGGCAGCUCCAGGUUAUAGUCAACGACCUGCACUCACAGAUCGAGAGUCUAAACGAGGAGCUUGUACAGUUGCUGCUGGUCCGAGAUGAGCUACACAUGGAGCAGGACGCCAUGUUGGUCGACAUAGAGGACCUCACCAGGCAUGCUGAGAGCCAGCAGAAGCAUUUGGCCGAGAGGUCCCUAACCAAAUAAGACGCCCGCCCUCGCGCGCCCCGCUCCAGUCUUAUCAAACUUAGCCCCUCCCCCUUCCCCGGCGACCCCGCCCCCGCGUCCAUCCAAACCCUGCCUGCUGAGUACGUUGCCCCUCAACCUGUCCACCUUCCUGGGACUCCGGCGGCGGCGCAGGCGCAUGCGCAGGCGACGGCCCGCCCCGCCCCGCUCUCGUCCGCUGCCGCGGUUCUCUCCCUCGGCGCCGAGGACGGAGGAGCGUUUUUCUUCUUCCAGGGAGAAGCAGAAACUGAUUGUGUGUUGUCAUGGAUUCUGUCCCCAGCUUCCUGUGCAGUGAUCGGCCUCGCUUUGCUACGGUUUCUUUUCAACUUUUUACAUUCGCCACUAAAUUAUACCUGUUCAAAUGCAGAAAUUGUGGGGAAAAAAUAAAACAAUAGAGAAAAAUUUAGUAGAAAGUCAGUCUUGAAAAUAAAAAAGAAACACUGUAUAAAAAAAGAAAAAUGGAAAACUAACUUCUUCAGACCAUUUUAAGUUGGACAGUAAUUUUAAAGUAUCUCAAAGUCGACCUGUUUUUAUUCUGCACAAAUGGUAGUUUUCAACUGAGAAACGUUUAUUUGAAGGUGCUAAAAGAGUGUAAAGGAAACAUGCCUGCCUUGUAGUGGAGUCGUAGCUUUUGGUAAAUACGUUCACUCUAAUUGCUCUUCAACAUUUUGUGAAUGUUGAUUUUCUGACACGAGUCAUUUUAAAUGAAUAACUGUGUUAAUAUUGUUUUCAUCCUAUUGUAUUCAGAAACUUUAUUUGAGGAAGAAAUGUUUAUGUACAGAUAUGUAAAAUAAAGAAUAAACUUUGUUUCAUA
This is a messenger RNA of Betta splendens (Siamese fighting fish), 3115 nucleotides long. It is a transcript of the gene schip1, whose product is annotated as schwannomin interacting protein 1. The transcript is spliced from 15 exons. The coding region runs from base 103 to 2283 and encodes 726 amino acids. Gene Ontology annotation, biological process: positive regulation of hippo signaling. Gene Ontology annotation, cellular component: cell junction; plasma membrane. Lineage: Eukaryota; Metazoa; Chordata; Actinopteri; Anabantiformes; Osphronemidae. The record is from RefSeq and is a predicted model, not a curated record.